Molecule: messenger RNA, 621 nt
Organism: Parathielavia appendiculata
Lineage: Eukaryota; Fungi; Ascomycota; Sordariomycetes; Sordariales; Chaetomiaceae
Exons: 1
Coding region: 340-591 (83 amino acids)
Source: RefSeq, a predicted model, not a curated record
CCACCAUGCCGUCCGCAAACACUCGGUAAAGUACUUGAUAUCCAGCGUGUUUCUCUUUAACUCCCAGAGAUCAGGGAACAACUGCCUAAGCUUCCGCUUAAGAGCAGCCCAGACGUGCUCAAUCGGGUUCAAAUCGGGACUGUGUGCAGGCCAUUCGAUCCAUAAGAUUCCCCGUGAUUGGAGCCACUCCUCGGUCGACUUACAGACGUGAAUCUUUGCGUUAUCUUGCUGGAAAUGCCGUGUUUCGCCGUAGUGAGGAAUGAGACCUUCUUGGAGGGCCUUUUGAUACGACCUAGCUGUAUACCCCUCCGAGGAGCAUCGUCGUCACGGGCCAUAACAAUGAGCUCGCUGUCACGGGUGGGCGCAACUGACCACUGCGUAACACCCUCAAAAGAGGGACCGUGGUUCGAACUGUCCAGUCGAACCAGGAGUUGCGCACAUGGACCUCACACUGUCACUACCCGUGACACUCGCUCCGCCCCCCUUGAAGAUCAUUCCCCAAACCAUGAUAGUGAUAUUCGCCUUCACAUGGUUUUUAAGGUUUACGAAACGCUUAUCGAACUUCUCAGAAGGGAAACGGAACACCCAUGAGGUCGGGUUGGAGGUGCUAUUCUGGCAAGA